AAUUCACACCCACCCGGUAACAUUCCCAUCGCGACUGCCAGUCACCUGCAAGAGCGCAACAACUUAAUUGCAAUUAAGGCUGACUGAAAUCGCAACGCCCUCUCGGCUUUAGGGGAAAUGGCAGAAAGUGUAGACGAUGCGGGCGACUUUGCUGGUGGCGAGUCGGCUCAGGACAAACAAACGGCGGCCCCACCGCGAAAUGCCUUCACCGAGCUCAUGGCUCCCAAAACCAAGCCGCCCAAGCCAGACGCAGGCAAAUCAUCACGAAGCGCCACCGGCAAAGGCGGCAAAUGGACAGGCGCUUUGGUUGAAUAUAUCGAGCACCCUGAGCGCUUCCCUCGCGAGGUCCUGCGCGUUACCCCCAACACGGUCCUCAUUAAAGACCUGUAUCCCAAGGCCACUAUCCAUCUCCUUCUUCUCCCGCGCGACCCUGCACGCUAUCUCAUGAACCCACGCGAGGCCUUUGAUGAUGGCACCUUCCUGUCCGUGGUGCGCGACGAAGCCGUCAGCGCUGCCCGCAUAGCCGCAGCCGAGCUCUCGCGCCAGCUGUCCUCUUUCUCGGCCAGCAGCCAGGCGCAGAACGAAGCCAUCGAUGCCGGCGUCCUGGCCGCCGAGCUGCCGCCCGGUCGAGACUUCUUGUCCGAGAUGCGCAUUGGCGUGCAUGCCCACCCGUCCAUGGACCAUCUCCACGUCCACAUCUUCUCCCCGGACAUGCACUCGGACAAGGUCAAGCACUACAAGCAUUACAACAGCUUCAACACGCCCUUCUUCAUUCCUCUAGACGACUUCCCUCUCGCCGCCGACGACGAGCGGCGGAGCACGGCCUUCCAGAACGCUAACCUGAAACGAGAUUUCGUGUGCUGGCGCUGUGGAAAGGUGUUUGGCAAUAAGUUCGCCGAGCUCAAGAGGCACCUGGAAAUCGAGUUUGAGCUGUGGAAGAAGACGUGAGCAGGAAACGACGAUGCACUGAGUCACCAGCCGUUAAAGUUAUGUAAUAUUUCAUAUUUUUAAGGUUUCUUCCUGCAUGGGGCCCUACAAUCGUAGUUCCUUCCUAUUCCUUGGUCUCUCAUCAUACACAAAAGGAAAGAGCAGGCUCAGACGGUCAGGCGGGCGCGCAAGCAGGGUCAUCCUUAUCCUUAGCCAUGCUAUGCAUAGUGCAUUGUAUCCGGAAAACAGAACCGAAAAGUGGAUAAAGGACUAGGAACUGACCAAAGAUUUUAACUUUGUGG
Molecule: messenger RNA, 1229 nt
Organism: Lasiosphaeria miniovina
Lineage: Eukaryota; Fungi; Ascomycota; Sordariomycetes; Sordariales; Lasiosphaeriaceae
Product: HIT-like domain-containing protein
Exons: 1
Coding region: 118-948 (276 amino acids)
Biological process (GO): single strand break repair
Cellular component (GO): nucleus
Molecular function (GO): double-stranded RNA binding; single-stranded DNA binding; mismatched DNA binding
Source: RefSeq, a predicted model, not a curated record